CCUCUCUCUGUCUCUCUCUCUCUCUUCUUCUGUCAACAACAACUAAAAAGCCCCGCGACGCUUCAUCCCUCCUCCCUCCUCCUCCUCCUCCCCCUCCCGCCCUCCAAAUACGCCUCCCCUCUACUCCGUCGGUGGAUCUUCUUCACCUUUUCUCCCCUCGGGCUUUUCUUCUUUUUCUUUUUUGUCUUUCCUUCCUUUUUUAAUUUUCCUGAUCUUAUCUUUUCUUGUUUUCUCUCCGUGUUUCAUUUCCGGAUAGAAAGAAGAAAAUUAUCAGACGCACCCCCUCCUCCCCCCACCCAACCAAUCCUCUCCUCAUUGAAUCGCCGUCGCAUCCCACCUCUUCCAUCAUGGACGGCGAAGACCUCAUCGCCUCGGUCUACCGCAAGAUCGAGCGGGAAAAGGCCCUCAUCACCGCCGCCUCCAACAUGCGACAGUCCACCGAUAAUCCGUUGGUACAGCAGAGGGUGGAUGCGAACAUCCGCGAUGGUCGGAAAAACAUUGCUUAUCUGGAGGAGAAGAUGAGGGAGCUGCAACUGCGUCGGAUCGAUCAGGAUGGUGGCUCCCCCACUGAGAAACGUCUUCCGUCGCCUCCCCCCAAGGACAGCCCCGGUGGUGACAAUGACGAGUAUGGAGAGCCCUCCAGCGCUCAUCAUCCCCACGGAGGUGCCGGCUCCAUGCCGACCGGUGCUCCCUUCAAGGAUCCUCGACCGUUUGCUCCUGUGCCCAAGGCGCGCCCGAAUUAUACGAAGCUUGAUCUGAUCAAAUACGACACGUCUUAUCUCGGCCCUAAGAUCCAGCUCAUGUUGUCCCAACUCGAAUUCAAGCUGAGCGUGGAGAAGCAAUACAAGGCUGGUAUUGAAAAGAUGGUUCGCCUAUACCAAGACGAGGGCGACAGGAAGAGUCGUGCCGAUGCCGAGGGUCGGCGCAUCGAGAGUAACCAGAAGAUCCAACUGCUGAAGCAGGCUCUGAAGCGAUAUGAGGAUCUCCACGUUGAUAUUGAAUCGACUGAUACCCCCGAUGACGAAAGUUUAAGCACCCCCAACUUGCGCAAACCCCUCACCGGUCUGUUGACUAUGCGCAUUCAGGCUGUCAGCGAUGUCGAUCAUGCUGCCGGCUCGAGAUUUUCCAGAGGCCCCGAGACCUCCGUCGUCCUCAAGGUCGAGGAUGCCGUCAAAGCCCGGACCAAGCCCACUCGCACCGAUCGAUGGCAGGACGAGACCUUCAACCUUGACAUCGACAAGGCCAACGAGAUCGAACUGACCGUCUACGACAAGUCGGGCGACCGCCCCACCCCGAUCGGCAUGCUCUGGCUGCGCAUCACCGACAUCGCCGAAGAGAUGCGUCGCAAGAAGAUCGAAAUGGAAUUGAACCAAUCCGGCUGGGUGUCGGCUGACAGGAUGGACCACGGAAGUGGCUCAGGACGCCCGGAUACUGCAGGUCCGAUGAGCCCUGGCCAUAGCUCGGCCUCGGGCGGACCCCCUGGGGCCGGUCCUCAAGGCCAUGGCGGUGCGCCCCCCGGCGCGCCAGGUGGAAAUAACGCGCCGAUGAUUGAAUCGUGGUUCGCAUUGGAGCCCGUGGGUCGCAUUUAUCUGUCGAUGAGCUUCGGUAUGGUCCUGACCGUGUGCGGACUGACGAUCGCGAUGCGAUUAAAUUAUCCGGCGACAAUGCUAACUCUUUUUUCUCGCUCCUAGCCAAACAACUCAAGGACCGCCGUCCGUUCGACAUUGGUCUCAACCGCCAGGGUGCCGUGCGCCAGAAGAAGGAAGAGGUCC
This is a messenger RNA of Aspergillus candidus, 1772 nucleotides long. RefSeq lists its product as uncharacterized. The record is from RefSeq and is a predicted model, not a curated record. The transcript has 3 exons. Gene Ontology annotation, molecular function: diacylglycerol-dependent serine/threonine kinase activity. Bases 348 to 1691 code for a protein of 447 amino acids. Lineage: Eukaryota; Fungi; Ascomycota; Eurotiomycetes; Eurotiales; Aspergillaceae. Gene Ontology annotation, biological process: signal transduction; fungal-type cell wall biogenesis.